AUGGGCAGAAAGAGCUUCUUCCAGAAUGCAAAAAACCGGCAGAAAUGCCUUGAGCAUUAUGCAGCAAAUGGCUAUGUUUCAAGAGCUUAUAUCGAGGAGGAUACUAUACGCAAAAAGCAUGAUCGCACCGAUAAAGUCAAACAGCUGCAAAAGGAGUAUGAAGAGCUUUACAAGGCAUUCGGUAUUGGAAUCCGGGACGAUAACAGACUGCAAUUUGCUUCAGGUCUUCUGCUGCUUGUUAUUGCUAUAAGGCACGGAGCUCUUUACGGUAUCGACACUUUGGAUAAUAUAGCGGAGUACGAUUUCCGUUAUAGACCGAGAACCGAAAUCCUACUGCGCUGGAAGACAGAAGCUCUCGAAGUACCAGUAUUUCGAAAUGUCACAGCCUAA
Messenger RNA from Aspergillus affinis, 390 nucleotides. RefSeq lists its product as uncharacterized. The coding region runs from base 1 to 390 and encodes 129 amino acids. NCBI's taxonomy places the organism in Eukaryota, Fungi, Ascomycota, Eurotiomycetes, Eurotiales, Aspergillaceae. The transcript has 2 exons. The record is from RefSeq and is a predicted model, not a curated record.